GUGUAAUUUUUAUUUUAGCCCAAAAAGAAAGUAUAGAGCUCCCCCGCCUUCUCGUCACAGACACAGGCAUCACCAGAAUUUCCCAGUAACAAAAAUGCGCGACAGGAGGUACCUAGCUUCCAGCGAUGACGAGGAAGACGACGCGCCUCCGCAGCCAUCACCGAAAGAACCGGAAAUGAGGUCUAGUCAGCGGAAGAGAAAGAGGAUGAAGUUUUACGAAGAUGAUGACGAAGAAGAAGAAGAAGAAGCAAUUAAGCAAGUAGCCAAAUCGAAACGAGACAAGAAAAAACCCAAGGACGAUGAAGAGGACGAGAAAGAAGUUUCCCCGCCACCAGAAGAUGACGAGGAAGAAGAAGUACCUGUGGAAGACGCGAAACCAAUCGGCGACGUUGUUAGGGUUUCAGGAAAGGGGAAAACAAGGAGGAAUCAUUAUAAAUCGUUCGAAUUUGAUGGCCUUUCUUACGAACUUGAGGAUCCUGUGCUUUUAGUUCCUGAUCCUGAAGGACCAAACAAGAAGCCAUAUGUGGCUAUAAUCAAGGAUAUUACCGAGACAAAAGAUGGGAGUGUAAUGGUGACAGGACAAUGGUUUUACAGACCUGAAGAAGCUGAAAAGAAAAAUGGUGGAAACUGGCUAUCAAGUGAUACACGGGAACUGUUCUACAGUUUUCACAGAGAUGAAGUCCCAGCUGAAUCUGUAAUGCACAAAUGUGUUGUCCACUUCAUCCCUGCAAACAAACAGAUCCCAAGUCGUAAACUCCACCCUGGUUUUAUAGUCCAAAAAGUCUAUGACACCAUUUUCAAAAGACUCUUCAAGCUUACAGACAAAGAUUAUGAAGACAACAUGCAGCAUGAAAUCGACUUACUUGUUCAGAAAACCAUGUCACGUUUAGGAGACCUUCCUGACAUCAAGCUUGAAGAUCAUGACACAGAAGAAGAUCAAUUAAAAAGUAAAAGACUCUUGAGAAGAAAGAACAUGAACAUGACACCAAUAGAUGUUAGUAGAGAUGAAGAAACAACAACAAACAGGUCAUCUGGCCCAUUAUCAAGAUCAGAAACACCAGGAAGCUGUACAAGUAAUCCUUCAGAAUAUUACAACAUUCUUGCAAAGAACAAUGCUGUAACUAGUGAUCAUCAUCGUGAUAGAUGGCUUGAGAAGCUUCUAGAAAGUGUUCAAUAUGUCUGCAGUAAUGUAUCUGAAGACAAGAAUGAUAAAGUAACAGGAUCAAAUUCAAAACCUUUGUGGCCUGUUGAUGCUGUUGUUGCUGUAGCUGCACUUGAGAAAGCUUCACAUGAGUCUCUUUCUUCUGAUUAUCAGAAAUAUAAUCAGAAAAUGCGUCAAUUAUGGUUUAAUCUCAAGAAAAAUGCACAGUUAGCACGUCGCCUUCUUAAGGGAGAAUUAGAAGCUUCAAAAAUAUUUAACAUGUCACCUAAUGAGUUGAAGGAGGGAUUGACAGCUGAGGAGAUAGCAAGUAAAGAGCCUGAAGAGGAUGCUCAAGUGCAGAUGACAGAUGCACGAUGUAAAAGAUGCACAGAGAAAAAAGUGCGAUUGAUAGAGAUCAUAUCAGCUGGACAUGCAGAUAGAUAUCAGCUUGAGUGUACUGCAUGUGGUAACAUGUGGUAUGCUUCUAGAGAUGAAGCAUCGAGUCUUACAAUAGAUGGGCCCAGUUCUGCAAAGACUGUGGGGUCCGCACCAUGGGCCACUGCAAAAUUUGAAGAUGUUGAAAAGAAGCUGGUCAGUCCUCGUGACCACCACCCUACUCCUCCUACUGCCGCCAGUAGUGAUGGUGGUGUUAAAAAAGUAAAUGAGCCGGAAAAGCAGAGAUCCUUUAACAAGUCUAAGGUUGAGGACCAAGAUAACCUCCCACCACCACCACCACCACCAAGUGAUCAUCAUGUAGACUAGUUUUGACUUUUAAUAGUUGGAAUCGUAUAUGCAUCUCUUUGAGAUAUAUCAUUAUCAUUAUUAUGAAAAGCUUACAAAUCAAAAACAACAGUUAGGUAAAUUCUUGUGUGUUUUUUAGACGGAUAGGUUGUCCAUCCAGGAAAUUUUGUGAAAGGUCUGUUUUGCCCUUGGGUUUCAGUUUGGGGAUGUUUUCUUAUUUUCCCCCAUUUAAAUAUAUUAUGGGUAAAAUAAAUGAUGA
This is a messenger RNA of Lactuca virosa, 2141 nucleotides long. The record is from the annotation of a GenBank genome assembly. NCBI's taxonomy places the organism in Eukaryota, Viridiplantae, Streptophyta, Magnoliopsida, Asterales, Asteraceae.